Molecule: messenger RNA, 5218 nt
Organism: Erigeron canadensis
Lineage: Eukaryota; Viridiplantae; Streptophyta; Magnoliopsida; Asterales; Asteraceae
Exons: 8
Coding region: 176-4762 (1528 amino acids)
Biological process (GO): negative regulation of DNA-templated transcription
Molecular function (GO): transcription corepressor activity
Source: RefSeq, a predicted model, not a curated record
AAAAAAAAAACCCGAAUAUUUUGGGGGUUUCUUUUCCAGUUUUCACUGAUAAUGAAUUAAAAUCAGCUUGGCUGGCUGGUUGAGCCAAUUAUUUUUCAAUUCGGUAAGUUUUUCAUUUCACUAAUUCCUAGAUCUAUCUGCUUAAUUUAUCGUGUUGUGUGAGUGAGUUGAUGAGAUGAAAGAAGCAAGUAGAUCUAGUAAAAACCAAGCUCAACUUACCAGUGGUGAUUCUGAUUCUGAAUCUGAAUCAUCCACUGAUAAUUCAGAGGUAUCCUCUAGUGAUAAUUCUUCGUCGUCCGAAAACCGAAAAGAUGUGAAAAAAAGUGAAUUAGAUGUGUUUGAAUUUGAUGAAUAUGAUGAUGAUGAUGGGUUUGAGUAUGCUUCUAGUAUUAAGAAUAAAAUUAGUGCUGCUAAUAAUAAGUGGAAAGACUUGUUUAGUCCAAAAUUAGAGUCUCCUAGAGCUAAAAACGAUAAAAAUGAUACCGUUAUCGCUACUAGUCCUAGCCCGGUUAAGAUGGACAUUGAUAAUGAUGACGAUGAUGAGGAAGCGGAUAUGACUCUUUCUGUAUGGACAAAAAAGUACCGAGCUUCUUCGGGCAAACGUGUUAAGUCUGUAGAGAAAAAUGGCAUUGUGGAGGUAACGGUAAGUAAGAAUAGUGAUAGUGAGGAGAAGAAAAGUAGUUCUGAUCAUGGUCAAGAAACCGAGCUUAUAGUUCCGAGUAAGAUGCAAAAGGCGGGUGCUUUACUGACGGAAAGUAGUGAUGAUCAUGCACAAGAAACCGAGACUAUUGUCCCGCAACAGAUAGUUGCUUCACUGACAAAAAGUAGUGAUGAUCAGACACAAGAAACCAAGCCUAUAAUCCUGUACAAGAAAAGGUCGCGUAGAGAUGGACAUGUUUCCACGCCUGAAGAUAGUGUUAAGAAACAAGUAGAUAUUGGGACACCAGUUUUGACGAAGAGAAAGGAUCAGUCAAGUGAUAAAAGUAGUAGGAAACGGAAACGGGUUAAAAAUGAAGGGUUUGUUAAAGAACUGACUGAGGAAGAUACUGAAAGUAAGGGCAAGGGAAGCGAGGUUAAGGCUAGUGGUGGCACUGAAAAGCAAAUAUUGAGAGAAAAGAUUAAGGAUAUGCUUCUUGCUGCAAAUUGGACUAUUGAUUAUAGACCAAGAAGGAACAAAUCUUACAUGGAUGCUGUCUAUAUUAGUCCUGCCGGAACUGGUUACUGGUCUAUUGUGAAGGCUUAUGAUGCGUUUCAGAAGGAAAAGGAAGAUGAUAUUGAAGAUGGUAGUGGCUUUACUCCCUUACGUGAUGAAGUACUUGGUAAAUUAACACGGCAAACACAAAAGAAGAAACAAAGAGAAAUGAGAAAGAAGAGAAAAUAUGAAGAUGCAGAUGAUUCAGACAGUUAUAAGGAAGAGAAAAGUGGAAGAAAAAGCAGGAAAAUUGGCAGAGGUACGUUGUUGGUUCGCGGGUCUGACAAGGGAUCAAAUUUAGAAAAUGGCUUUGAAGCGUAUUCAGGAAAGCGGACCUUACUCUCGUGGUUAGUUGACUCCGGUGUGGUGCAUAUGAAUGAGGAUGCGAAAUACAUGAACCCUAGGAAGACACGAGCGAUGCAAAAAGGGUCUAUUACUAAAGAAGGAAUCAAUUGUGGUUGUUGUAGUGAAGUUGUAACGGUUUUUAAGUUUGAGGAGCAUGCUGGAAGCAAACUCCGGCAGCCAUUUCUAAAUAUCUUUUUGGAGUCAGGAAAGUCACUAAUGCAGUGUCAGAUUGAUGCAUGGAAUAAACUAGGAGAGUUGGAGCAAACGGGGUUUUACAAUGUAGAUGUUGACGGUGAUGAUCCUAAUGAUGAUACUUGUGGCAUCUGUGGUGAUGGCGGGGAUUUGAUCUGUUGUGAUGGAUGUCCAUCAACCUUUCACCAGAGUUGCUUGGACAUACAGAUGCUUCCCCAAGGUGAUUGGCUUUGUCUUAACUGUUGUUGCAAAUAUUGUGACGGCAUCUGCACCGAGGUUGAUGGUAAAACCAAAGAUUCACUUUUAGCGUGUCGCCUUUGUCAGAAAAAAUAUCAUGAAUCUUGCAGGCCAGAAAUAGAUGACAAGCCAAUUAAAUCCAAUUAUAUGAGCUCGUCUUUCUGCGGAAGCAAGUGUCACGAGUUAUAUGAUCACUUGCAAAAGCUUGUUCGGGUGAAGCACGAACUGGAUUCAGAAUUUUCAUGGUCUCUUAUUCAUCGAUCUGAUAUCUCCAUAGAGGCACCUCCGGUAGAACUUUCGCAACGAGUAGAAUACAAUUCUAUGCUGGCUGUGGCUAUGUCAGUCAUGGAUGAGUGUUUUUUGCCUUUUACUGACAGGCGAAGCGGGACCAAUUUAAUUCGUAAUGUGGUCUUUACUUGUGGAUCCAACCUUAGCCGGUUAAAUUAUAGUGGUUUCUAUACAGCCAUUCUAGAGAGGGGGGAUGAAGUUGUUUGUGCUGCAUCAAUCAGGAUACAUGGAACGCAACUGGCAGAGAUGCCAUUUAUUGGGACUCGUCAUCUAUAUAGACGACAAGGGAUGUGUAGUCGACUAUUAUCCGCGAUUGAGUCGGCACUUUCCUCCCUCCAAGUUGAAAAAUUGAUUAUUCCUGCAAUUGCUGAACACAUGAAUACAUGGACUGAUGUUUUUGGCUUCCAUCCAUUGGAGGAAUCACACAAACAAGAACUAAAAUCUCUGAAUAUGGUGGUGUUUCCUGGGACUGAUAUGUUACAAAAGCCGCUAGUGAAACAAGAUGCCCCAGGUACCCUCCCUGAAGAUAUUGUCAAAGUAGAUUACAUCAAGGACAUGUCAGAAAAAAAAUCUGAUUUGAUAUCUUCUGAAGAGAAUGAUAUUAGUGACGAGACCCAUAAUGCAGAUUCUGGGUCUGGAGAACAGAGUGUUCCUUUAGAUGAUGGUUGUGCUAUAGAGACAAGCGAGGAGAUGCUUCCCCGUAAUUCUCCUGGUAAAGAUCAUGGUAUUCCUUGUGAGCCUAAACUUAUGAUUUCUGUAGAUGCACAUAUUGAAUCAGCUACAAAUGAUUCUACUGUAAUGGAAGCUAAUAAGAUUACCCCAGAAGUUCAACUCUCAGGAAAGAAAUCUGUUUCAGCGAAUUCACAUAUGCACACCAAUGUAGAAGAAACUACUGCGCAGAAUGGUGAUGGGUCUAAUCUACUUCCAGUCCAAAUGGAUGUACAUCCUGACACCAAUGUAGAAGAAACUAAUGUGCAGACUGGUGAUGGGCUUAGUCUACUUCCAACCCAAGUGGAUGUACAUCCUGACACCAAUGUAGAAGAAACUAAUGUGCAGACUGGUGAUGGGCUUAGUCUACUUCCAACCCAAGUGGAUGUACAUCAAGACACCAAUGUAGAAGAAACUAAUGUGCAGGCUGGUGAUGGGGUUAGUCUACUGCCAAUCCAAGUGGAUGUACAUCCUGACACCAAUGUAGUAGAAACUAAUGUGCAGACUGGUGAUGGGGUUAGUCUAGUUCCAACCCAAGUGGAUGUACAUCAAGACACCAAUGUAGAAGAAACUAGUUUGCAGAAUUGUGACGCAUCUGAUCAACUUGCAACCGUAGUGGAUGUAGAUAUCGUCACAAAUGUAGAAAAAACUAGUGUGCAGACUGGUAAGAGGUCUAUUUUAUUUCCAACCCAGGUGGAUGUACAUCCCGACACCAAUGGAGAAGAAAAUGGUGUGCAGACUGUUGAUGAGUCUAAUCUACUUCCAUCCCAAGUGGAUGUACAUCCCAACACCAAGGUAGAAGAAACUAAUGUGCAGACUGCUGAUGGGUCUAAUCUGCUUUCAACACAAGUGGAUGUACACCCCGACACUAAUUUAGAAGUAAAUAGUGUGCAGAAGACUGAUGUGUGUCCUGACACAAAUGUCGAAGAAAUUAGUGACGGAUCUAAUCUACUUCCAAACAAAGUGGUUGUACAUCCAGGCAUAGACGUGGAAGAAACUAGUGUCCAGAAGACUGAUGUACAUCUCGACACAAAUAUAGAAGAGACUAGCGUGCCGACUGGUGACGGGUCUAUUGUACUUCCAACCCAAGUGGAUCUGUGUCCCAACACCAAUGUAGAAGAAGCUAGUUUGCAGAAGACUGAUGUACAUUCCGAGGAAAAUGUCAAAGAAGCUAGUUUGCAGACUGGUGACGGGUCUAAUCUACUUCCAUGCAAGGUGGAUGUACAUCCCGACACAAACUCAGUAAAAACUAGUGUGCAGCAGCAGAUUGAUUUACACCCAGACACCAAUUUAGAAGAAGCUAGUGUGCAGACCGGUAACGGGUCUAAUCUACUUUCAACCCAAGUGGAUGUAAAUCACGAGACCAAUGUAGAAGAAACUGGUGUGCGCCAGACUGAUGUACAUACCAACACGAAUGUAGAAGAAACUAUUGUGCAGACUGGUGACGGGUCCAAUCAAGUUUCAACCCAAGUGGAUGUACAUACGGAGACCGGUGUAGAAGAAGCUGCUUUGCAAACCGGUGAUAGGUCUAAUUUAGUUUCAACCCAAGUGGAUGUACAUACUGACUCCACGGUGGAAAAGGUUAAUGUUCAGAUUAACGGUACAGUUUCUUCAAAGUUACUUUGUGAGCGUGAUGUCGAGUCUUCUAGAAUGGAAUCUUUUUCCAUGGAAGCCCAUGUUGCCGUGAGGGUAGAUGAAUCAUCUGCUGAUGUCAAGCCAGUCAUUCCAGAGACUGGAAAUUAUGCUGAAAAAGAAAAGGUACUCUUGUCUGCAGGAAAAGAAGGUUCAUGUGAAAGCUAAUUACACAGGAAAGGCAAAAGCUCAAAACGGUUUUGAGUGGGCUGCAUUUAGAUGCUCAAGCUGUGCAAAUAGAAAUCCCAUGUACCUCAAAGGAGUUAACAAUAAUUUCACCACUGCUUUUAUCUACCAGUAGGUUAUUGGGAAGAUAUAUAUUGAGGGUUUUUUAGUGUUCUUUACUUUUAGUCAUUGUUGAGUUAAAUUUGUAGAGUUCCCUUAUUGUAUUGUAUCGUAAAGACAAUAAUAGAAGCAGACUUGGUAUAGGAAUGUUGUAUCAAAAUAGAAUCAUCAGUCUAACAAAACCAUUGAUGUCAGUGAGACUUCUUAGCUUAACACUAUUUUUCGCAUAUCAUUUAAUCUUGUUUGUAGAUUUUGUUUAUCCGUAAAAAAUCUCAACAGUAAACUUUGUAAUGUAUCAAUUUCGAGUGGAGUGAGUCCCCCAAAAGCUUUGGCAUAUCA